CAUAGAUACAUGUACAUAUUUUGCAGAAAUCAAGGAUAAAUUUAAAGUGUAUUUCUUUGCGCCUUUUCGUAACGCAGUUCUUAAUUAUAUUUUUGUAUUCACAUGUAAAAAAUUCUAAAAUUCUAUUAAAAUGUCUCGUGAUAUAAGAUCAUUUUUUGCACCCAAAAAUUCUUCAUCCAAAGUGGUAAAAACUGCAACCGAACUACCAAAACGAAGAGCAAUUGCUUUAUCAAGUGAUGAUGAUGACGAUAAAGAUCAAGUAAAAGGAACUCCAAAAGAAAAACGUGAAAAAACCAAAGUUGUGAAAAAACGCCGUGUUAUAGAAUCUGACGAUGAUGAUAUUGUAACUGAAACACCCACAAAGCCUAAAAAUAAAAAGCCGAAUUUGUCAAAACUUUUGGAAAAUCUUACACCAAAAUAUAAAAAAGAAACUACAGAAGAAAUUGAAGCAAAAUUUGGUCAUGUACCAAAACGAAUAGAAAGAAAAAAGGCUCCGCCUAAAAUAAAAUCAAUAGAACAUUCGGAUAAAAAUUCGGAUAUUAUUGCCCUGGAUGACGAUUUUAAUGACUCAUUGAUUAAAUUAAGUGAAAAUGAAUUUUCUGAAAAUAAUCUAAAUAAAAAAAAUGAUGUAGAAAGUCCCACAAAAAAUGCAUUUGUUACAGAAAACUCAAAAAAUACAAAAAAAAGUCCAACAAAAAGUUCAAAAAAUGAAAUUGUAAAAGAUAAUGAUGUUGAAAAGGAAAAAACCGUUUUGGAAAAUGCUGUUAAAAGUCCUUCAAGUAAAACAAGGAUAGCUUCCUCGAAAGACAAUAACGAUAAAAAAAAUUUGGAUGUUAAAAAAUCUUUGUUUGAUAAAAGUUUCGAAAGUGAAUCUGAUCGUACUCCCAAAACAAAAUCAACUAAAAAAUCUGAUAUGGACAGUAGCAUUCUAACUGAUGAAGAUCGCCAUGAACGGAAACGAAUGAGUGCGAUUUUGUAUCAGAAAUAUAAAAAUCGUUCCAGUGCUAUUAAUCCAGGUUCAAAAGAAAUUCCUAAAGGGAAACCAAAUUGUUUAUCUGGACUAACAUUUCUUGUAACCGGUAUAUUAGAAUCAAUGGAACGAGAUGAAGCAAAUCAAGUUAUAAAAGAUUUUGGAGGCAAAGUAAUGUCAACUGUUGGUAAACGUCUAAAUUAUAUGAUAGUUGGAGAAGAAGCUGGUCCUAAAAAACUUGCAACUGCUGAAGAUUUAGGUGUGAAAAUAAUUUCAGAAGAUGGACUUUUUGAUUUAAUUAGAGAAAAAUCUAAUAUGGAUAUUUCAAAUAAAGUUACAACUAGUCCAAAAGAUAAAAAACAUGUUCCAAAAGUAGUAGAAAAUUCGAAGGAAAAAAGUAAAAGUCCUCAAAUUAAAACAAAAAAAGAAAAAACUGAAGAAAAAAGUCUGAAAAGAGAAACUGAAGAAAAAGUUAUGAAAGUUCCAAAUGAAAAAAUUCAAGAAAAAUCUAGUGAAAAAAGAAAAAUUAAUGAUAACGAAGAAUAUGUAAAAGUAAAAAAAGAAAAAAAAGAAAGUCCUCAAAAGAUGCAAGAUAUUUCACCCAAGAAAACUGAGAUCAAAGAAAUAUCCAAAGUUGAUAAUAGUAUGUUAUCAUGGGUUGAUAAAUAUAAACCAACAAAUUUGAAACAAAUUAUUGGUCAACAAGGAGCUGCUAGCAAUUGCGUUAAGUUACAAAAUUGGUUAUCGAAAUGGUACAUUAAUCACGACGGUAAGAAAAAAUUACAAAAACCUAAUCCGUGGGCUAAAAAUGAUGACGGGUCGUAUUAUAAGGCUGCCUUAUUAUCCGGACCUCCUGGAAUAGGAAAAACAACAACCGCUCAUUUAGUUUGCAAAGAACUAGGCUUUGAUGUUGUGGAAUUUAAUGCUUCCGACACUCGAAGUAAAAAGCUUCUUAAAGAAGAAGUAUCAGAAUUAUUAUCAAAUAAAUCAUUAUAUGGUUAUUUUAAUGGCCAAUCUGUGUCUAAAAAGCACGCUCUAUUGAUGGAUGAAGUUGACGGUAUGGCUGGAAACGAAGAUCGAGGUGGUAUUAGUGAACUAAUCUCAUUAAUAAAAGAUUCAUCAAUUCCGAUAAUUUGCAUGUGCAAUGAUAGAAAUCAUCAAAAAAUGAGAUCUCUGGUUAACUAUUGUUAUGAUUUAAGAUUUAAUAAGCCACGUUUAGAGCAAAUCCGGGGCCCUUUGAUGUCAAUAUGUUUUAAAGAGAAAUUAAAAUUGCCUUCUGGUAAAAUUGAUGAAAUAAUUUCAGCAACCAAUAAUGAUAUUAGACAGACUAUAAAUCAUCUGUCAUUACUUGCUGCUGGUGAUGAGUCUAAAAUUGAAGUUAAGGAAAAAGAAAGAACUGCAGAAAAGGAUUUAAAAUUAGGACCAUGGGAUGUAGUGCGAAAAGUUUUUACAGUAGAAGAUCAAAAGAAAAUGAAUAUUCAUGAAAAAAGUGAUUUGUUUUUUAAUGAUUAUAGUUUAGGUCCAUUGUUUGUUCAACAAAAUUAUUUACAAGUUUUACCUGAUGGGCCAAAAGAUAAAAUUCCAGAAAAAGUUGCGUUAGCUGCUGAUUAUUUAAGUUUAGGAGAUUUAAUAGAUAAACGUAUACGAUCUAAUUCCGCUUGGAGUCUUCUACCAACACAAGCUAUGUUUAGUUCAGUUAUGCCAGGUGAAUGCAUGUCAGGGCAUUUUGUUGGUCAAAUUAAUUUCCCAGGUUGGUUAGGUAAAUAUUCAAAAGCAAAUAAACGUAAACGCUUGGCUCAAGAGUUGCAUGAUCAUACAAGGAUAAGAACUUCUGGAUCAAGACUUUCAAUUAGAUUAGACUACGCGCCAUUCCUAUUAGAUUCUAUAGUAAGACCUUUAAAAAAGGAUGGUAUUGAUGGCGUACAAAGUUCACUUAAUAUUAUAAAAGAGUAUAGACUAUUAAGAGAAGAUAUAGAAUCUUUAAUAGAAUUGACAACAUGGCCUGGUCGUAAAAAUCCAAUGGACGCUGUAGAUGGAAAAGUUAAAGCGGCUUUAACAAGAGCUUAUAACAAGGAAGUUUUAGCCUAUUCAUAUUCUGCAAUGGCUGGUGUCAAAAAGAAAAAGGCAGAGAAAAUGGAUGAUAUUAAUGAAAUUGAUGAGGAGAAUGUUGAACUUGGCGGAGGAGAAACUAUUAUUUCUGAUAAUGAAGAUGAUGAUAAUAUUGAAAAUGAUGCAUUAAUCAAAGCUAAGAAAAAACCUGCAUCCAAAGCUGGAACAUCAAAGGAAACAAAAGUAGAUUCCAAUAAAACUACUAAAAAAUCCAAAACAAAGAAAUAGUAGUUGAAACACAGUUAAAUUUUAGGUUUUCUAAUUCUAGUUACUACGAAUAAUAAAAAUAUGUCAUAU
Messenger RNA from Condylostylus longicornis, 3376 nucleotides. It is a transcript of the gene Gnf1, whose product is annotated as replication factor C subunit 1. Gene Ontology annotation, biological process: DNA replication; DNA repair. The record is from RefSeq and is a predicted model, not a curated record. Gene Ontology annotation, molecular function: ATP hydrolysis activity; DNA binding; DNA clamp loader activity. The transcript has 8 exons. Gene Ontology annotation, cellular component: DNA replication factor C complex; nucleus. The coding region runs from base 131 to 3307 and encodes 1058 amino acids. NCBI's taxonomy places the organism in Eukaryota, Metazoa, Arthropoda, Insecta, Diptera, Dolichopodidae.